Populus nigra (black poplar) is the source of this 1002-nucleotide messenger RNA. RefSeq lists its product as uncharacterized. The record is from RefSeq and is a predicted model, not a curated record. Bases 1 to 1002 code for a protein of 333 amino acids. Lineage: Eukaryota; Viridiplantae; Streptophyta; Magnoliopsida; Malpighiales; Salicaceae. The transcript has a single exon.
AUGUUGGAACUUUUAGCAUCAUACAAUGAACAAGUAGGUGCUCUUGUUUUGGAUAAUGCUCCACAAAAUGCUAAAUACACUUUGCAUCAAAUUCAAAAAGAAAUUUUACAUGUCUUUGCUAGAAAUGUUCAGUCUUCAAUUCGUCAUGACAUUGGUGAUGCAAGAUUUUGCUUAAUUGUUGAUGAAGCUCGAGAUGAAUCCAGAAGAGAGCAAAUUGCCCUUGUUAUAAGGUUUGUUGAUAGAAGUGGAUUUAUACGAGAACAAUUUUUGGAUAUAGUUCAUGUCAAAGAUACAACUGCUUCAACUCUUAAGAAAGAGAUUUCCUUUGUUUUAUCUCAUCACAAUCUUGAUGUUCAAAAUAUUAGGGGCCAAAGGUAUGAUGGUGCUAGUAAUAUGCGUGGGGAGUGGAAUGGAUUGCAAGCUUUAUUCAUUAAUGAUUGCCCUUAUGCAUAUUAUGUACAUUGCUUAGCUCAUCAAUUACAAUUGGCUUUUAUUGCUGCAGCUAGAGAAAUAUCUGAUGUUCACACUUUCUUUCAGAACUUGAUUUUUAUUAUUAACAUUGUUAUUGCUUCUUGCAAGCGUAAUGAUGAAUUACGGGCUUUUCAAGUAGCUACAAUUGAACAUUUAGUUGAUAUUGGUGAGAUUGAAACGGGUAAAGGAAUUAAUCAAGUAGGUGGUUUGCAACGACCUGGAGAUAGCAGAUGGAGUUCGCACUUCAAAUCAAUUUGCAGUUUGAUAAAAAUGUAUGGGGCAACUUGCUUGGUUCUUGAAAACAUCGCUUUAGAUGGAUCUACUUAUUCUCAACGUGGUGAUGCGGCUUUUUCAUUUAAGUUGCUAAUGUCAUUUGAUUUUGCAUUCAUCUUGCAUAUAAUGAAGAAUGUUAUGAGAAUUACUGAUGUGCUUUGCCAAGUUUUGCAACAGAAAUCUCAAGACAUUUUAAAUGCUAUGCAUUUGGUGACUACCACAAAGACUUUAAUUCAGAAGUUAAGAGAUGAUGGCUGA